Messenger RNA from Nothobranchius furzeri (turquoise killifish), 9732 nucleotides. The record is from RefSeq and is a predicted model, not a curated record. Lineage: Eukaryota; Metazoa; Chordata; Actinopteri; Cyprinodontiformes; Nothobranchiidae.
UUAGCGUGUUAAUUAUUAGCGUUAAAUUUGUUAUUUUAACGUGUUAAAAGUUAAUGAUGCAAUCAAUUUGACCAUCUCACCAACCUGGAGCCACCAUUCUUCAAACUUUUUCCAUAUUUCCCUGUGGACAAUAUUGUUAAACCAUCAUUUAAUGAGCCCGAAAAAUGAUCAAGUUUCUACCCAUAUUAUGGACUCUCAGCAUCGAGGAUUCUUUUGAGAGGAGAAGAUGAACAGAGGCAGAGCAUUCAUAUGCUCCACCAGCAUCUGCGUCUUGCGCACGGCCACAGUAAGAUUCUCAAAGAGGGGCCACCAAAAUAAAGUUAACACACGAUCGUUCAUAACUACUUUGGUACUGUCUAUUUGUGGCUGACAUGCAUCGCUGCUGCGCUCAUCACCCAUCACCCUAACCCAUGCUCCAUGGCCGCAGCCAUGCAGCGUUUUUUAUGGAGAACUAGAUCCUGCAUCUCCCUGUGGCAGAUGCAGGAUCAGAGACAGACAGGACAGGAUAAUAAUAAGAAAACAAAACAAAGAGCUUGGAAAGGAAAAUGUAGGUAGAUUUAUCCCACUACACGUUUUAAUGUUAUAAAGUAAAUAUUAUUCAUAAGCUCAUAAUGUUCAUAUAUCCCAUGCAAUUCAGAUCAAGUUCAAAACUCCGUCCCACCCAGGGAUGUAUCAAAGCAUUUGGGGGCCAUGCCAAUGAGGUGUCCUUUAUCUUUUGGGAAAUUGGCAAAACUAGUUCAACUGAUGCUGUGGAAAAUGACAUUUACAUUGAAUAACAUAAGCUAACUGUGCUAGAUUUAUUUCCUGUUCAUUGUUUACACAAUAGACUUUUUCAAACAAUGUGUUUGAACAGAAACUGGAUUUGAUUUUAGGUUUUCUCUUUUAAAGACAGAAUUCAGUAAUUUUACACACGUCAACAAUUUAUGCUUAGAUAUCGGCCAUCGGCAAAAACAUUCUUUAUAAAAUCGGCAUCAGCCUUAAAAAAACCAUAUCAGUCGGCCUCUAGUGAUAACCCAUGGAAGAGAGGUAACAAAAUAGGCUUUUAAUUUAAUUUAAUUUUUAAUUCUAAUGCAUCAUUAACAAUCGGCAAUAAAAACAACUGUGACAGUUUUUCAAUGGAAAGGACUUUAAAAUCGUAUUGGGAUCUCAAAACCAUUAUCGGUGUAUCUCUACUUACACCAAAUUCACCACAAUAUUCAGAAUCAAAGUAAAAGACGAUGCAUCUCAAUUUCAAUGCAUUCUCAUUCAGUAACAAUAAAGGCUUUCUGAUUCAGAUGAAGUGUAAAAACAGAUCUAUUUGAGCGGUUCAGAAUUGAAAAGGAAUGGAAGUGUUACGUUUCUCAAUGUUCUGAUUAAUCGGUGGCACAGUCUCAGAGGAACUUUUCAUGUCAUGAAAACACACUUGUUUGUUGUGACGUUGUUUCAUCUCUUUCUAAUUGCUGCUGACAGACGACCAAGAAAUGAUAUGCUGAUUAUGCUACUUGCUCAGAGGCAGAUCCACUUAGCUUUCUGUCCAAACUAUGUAAGAAUCAGACAGUGAUUGUUCAGUCAAACCUCCCAGCUGUCAAUCCUUGAGUCCCUUGUUUAAUUAUGAAGUAAAUACAUCAACAUCAUUACUGACAAGCCAGCAAGACAUUUAAAAGAUAUUAGGACUAAAAUGUGUUCUACCAGAUGUGUGAUUAAAGCCCCAGACCCACUGCGGAAUUUGAGACAGGACGUCAGGUAUGGUUUUCAGUAAAACUUUUCUAUUGCAGUUUGAGCUCUCAUGUUGGCAGGUGGGAUUAACAUACCGGCAUGCCCAAUUUCAUAAAUAUUUUCAUGCUGCAAUUAAUGGUCUGCAGAGCUAAAGAUAGAAAGGUAAAGCUGACCAGGCUCCACAUGUGACUCGCGGUCGCCGAGUCCUGGCCUGCCUGCUGCCUUGAUUUGCCAGUCUGUGGCUAUAAAUAGCAUCCAGUGCAUCGUAGUGCCUUCAUGUAUUUCUCCCAUUUCCACUACAAUGGUUUCUGUGCUUAACUUUUCUAAACUGGGCUUUUCAUUUCUUCAGCUUGGCCUGACACCAUUCUGAUGUCCGCUCAAAUCCUUUGGCUGCCAUUCUCAGAGAAUCUUCUUUUAAAACUUGCAUUUCUUAGCAAUCUGGCUGGCUCGUCCUGAGUUUGGCCUCUCAUGACGAUGGUGAAGAAUAUAUGGAGCUCUGAAGUUGACCAAACCUUGCUGCUACUUGCUGGCAUUUUCUCACAUCUGUGUAAGACUAAUGGAAAUACAAACAAUGGAACUCCGAGGUUUGUUUUGUUUGUUGCAAGUAGUGAUGCAUUUCUCUUCCCCAGUCAUUGCUCUAACCGAACUGCUCCACAGUGAUUUGGACCUACAACAGAAAGAGGCCACGAAAGUGCCGGUAGUGGCGCGGUUCGGGUUGGCUGUGCGAACUGAUUUUACAAUUGUGACAGAAAAAUUAGCAAGCUGACUCUCUUCAAACCCGUCCCAAACCCAGCGAUGGAUCUUUCAAUACAAGCUUAAAAGAUUGAGAAAACACUUCAAUUUAGUUGAUGAGUGCAGCUAAAAUUGUGUGUGUGUGUUCAGGGAGGUUCUGCUCAGACACGUGAAAAGAGAGUUACAGUAGUCUAAGCGUGAGGAGAUGAAGGUGUGGAUAACUGUUUCAAGUUCAGAGCAGGACAGAAUGGGACUCAACUUAGCAAUGCUCCUGAGAUGGAAGAAGGAAGAGCGAAUAAGAGAACUGACAUGAGAAUCCAGGGUGAGAGAAUCCAGGGUGAGAGCUGGGUCAAAGGUCAUGCCAAGAUUCCUGACAGAAAUUCUCCACUAACCUCCUCUCUUCCACCUUGCUCCUGUCUGCGAUCCUCUUCAGUAGUGUCCCUGCUACCAUCUCCUAUGAUUGCCAGACUCUUUUGUCCUUCCAUUCGUUCACGAUCCCCCAAGAUGCACCGAGGACGUACCAUCCUGUUUGUUUACCUGAGCGGCGCACUGGCCCGGAGCAAAACGACGGUUCCGAGCUGCGCACCUCUGGCUAUGUUUAUCCGGUCCUGGGAAAACGUCGGUGGAAAAGAGGUAAACGAGCAGGAAUCCAGCAGAGAAUAAGACUUCUCUUAAAGCGUGGUUUAUCUAGUAAACAUCUGCGUGAUCUUCUAGCUUCUUGUCCUUUGUUUGGUAACCUGAGCGCCACUUCCGCAUUCCCGCCAGGCCACGUUGCAGCGAGGUUCAUCCGUCCAAGUUUUUUAAGGUCGGUUUAUCCUCAUUCCUCAGUGGUUUCUCCUCCUGUUCCCUCCAUAAGUGGGUUUUAUAAACACUGUGGAUCUAACCCUGCUAAUUUAAGUCCACUAACUCCAGCUGUUUCUGUAGUUUCUGAUUCCUCCUCCUCACUCAGCAUGGCUCUAUUAAAUACCCGCUCUGUUAACAAUAAGUCCUUCCUGCUCAAUAAUCUAAUUCUCUCUAAAAACCUGGAUUUUCUGUUUCUGCCUGAAGUUUGGCAGCAAACAUCUGAUUAUUCUGGUCUGAUUGAACUUUGCCCGAGUGGUUAUUCUUUUCUUAGCCAGCCCCGGGGUUCUGGUCAUGGUGAAGGCCUAGCUGUUGUUUUCAGAGACCAUCUUCCAUGUAGCUCUACAGCCUCUGGUCACUUUGCUUCCUUUGAACUGCAGCUGAUUAAAGUCGGGCGUAAGGACCCGUUCUACUGUGCUGUGGUCUAUCGUCCACCUGGUCCAAACAGUUCUUUCCUUCAGGAGUUUAGUGACUUUCUAUCCUCCACUGGGAAGCUGUCCAGACUGGUGAUUGUUGGUGACUUUAACAUCCACGUUGAUGAUCCCUCUGAUCACUUUGCCAUGAAUUUCUCCAGCCUUAGGGACACCUUCGGCUUUACCCAGCAUGUUUCUGGCCCUAUACACACCAGAGGGCACACACUAGACCUUGUUUUUACCCUGAGUCUAAAUGCUGACAGUGUUUGUCCUGAGGACGUUUAUAUUUCAGAUCACCAUUGCAUUUUCUUUAACUUGUCAGUUUCUGCGUCCCCACCUCCUGCUCGCCGUAUGGUUUGUUUGCGUUUUCUUAAUGAGAGCACAGCUAGCAAUUUUUCUGCUGCUUUUGAUCCUCCCUGUUCUUCUGAUAACGACCCAGAUUCCUUAACUUCUCAGUUUAACGAUGACUGCCUCUCCAUUCUGGACAACAUCUGUCCUGUCAGAACCAGAUCAGUUCCGGCAGUGAACCCUACUCGCUGGUUUACUGACAGCCUUCAAAGCCUGAAGUGCCAGUGCAGAAAAAUUGAGCGUUUGUGGAAGAAAACCCAUCUCCACGUCCAUCUGCUGCACCUAAAGGAUCUUCUGACAUCCUUUAACUCUGCAGUCAGAGACACCAGGGUUUCCUAUUUCUCCAACCUGGUGUCCCAGAGCAAAGGGAACCCCAAGGUGCUGUUUAACACCAUCAGCUGCAUCGUCUCUCCUGCCUCUCCUACAGCCUCCAUCCACUCUGUUACAGACUGUGAGAACUAUCUGUCUUUGUGGACAAAUUCAAUAAGGUUAGAUCUAGCAUCUCUCCUUCAGCCUCAUCUCUGCCUCUCCCGACUCCAACCAGGCCCAUCAUCCUAGAUAGCUUUGCUCCUGUUUCUUUGCCUGAGUUAACCAAACUAGUUAACUCUAUGAAGACCUUUGCAUGCCCCCUCGACAUCUUACCCUCAUCUUUGUUUAAAAGUGCUUUUCAGUCCAUCGGUCCCAGCAUGCCCCUCUCUCCAUAGCAGCUUCAGACCCAUCUCUAAACUUCCGUUCAUCUCCAAGAUCUUGGAAAAGGUUGUGGCUAAACAACUCACAGCUGCUCUUGAUGAACAUAACAUCUAUGAUAGCUUCCAGUCAGGUUUUCGUAGAGCUCAUUCUACUGAAACAGCUCUUCUUAGGGCCUCUAAUGACCUUCUGACUCACAGUGAUGCAGGGGACUGUUCUGUUCUGGUCCUGCUGGACCUGACUGCAGCCUUUGACACUGUUGACCAUCACCUGCUACUGGAGAGGCUGAGAGACUGGGUAGGCCUAUCAGGAUCUGCUCUGGAGUGGUUCUCCUCUUAUCUCUCUGAGCGCUCCUUUUCUGUGGCCGCCUCCAAGUUUAGGUCCUCCACCACCUCUCUUACGGUGUCCCACAAGGUUCUGUGCUGGGGCCUCUGCUCUUCCUCCUCUAUUUGCUUCCUCUUCAACACAUCCUGAGCUCCUUCAAAGGAAUCUCUUACCAUCUUUACGCAGAUUACAUCCAACUGUACAUCUCCUUUAAGCCCCAUGAGAUAUCUAAGCUGCAGCUGUUACACACCUGCUUAGACUCUAUCAAAACCUGGAUGGCUGGGAGCUUUCUUCAGCUGAAUGAAGAUAAGACUGAGAUCCUCAUCUGUGCCCCAGACAAGCUGGUUCCCAAGGUCAGAGACUCUCUUGGUCAGCUUGCUUCUCACACCAAACCUUCUGUCAGGAAUCUUGGCAUGACCUUUGACUCAGCUCUCACCCUGGAUUCUCAUGUCAGUUCUCUUGUUCGCUCUUCCUUCUUCCAUCUCAGGAGCAUUGCUAAGUUGAGUCCCAUUCUGUCCCGCUCUGAACUUGAAACAGUUAUCCACACCUUCAUCUCCUCACGCUUAGACUACUGUAACUCUCUUUUCACGUGUCUGAGCAGAACCUCCCUGAACCGUCUACAGGUGGUUCAGAAUGCCUGUGCUCGGCUUCUGACCAAGUCCUCCAAACACACCCACAUCACCCCGCUUCUCCUCCAGCUUCACUGGCUGCCAGUCAACUUCAGGGUUCAUUUCAAGAUCCUGGUUCUGGUCUAUAGGGCCUUACAUGGACAAGUACCAUCAAACAUUGGUGAUCUCCUAAGUUCCUACACCCCCAGCAGGUCCCUGAAGUCCAGUGAUCAAAGCCUACUGGUUGUGCAGCACCAGGCUAAAGACCAAAGGUGACAGAUCAUUUGCUGCUGUGGCCCCCAGACUCUGGAACUCUCUCCCCCUGAGCCUGAGAUCAGUGGACUCGGUGGUCUCCUUCAAAAAACAGCUGAAGACUCACUUGUUCAAGCUGGCUUUUGUAUGACCUUCAACCACUCUCUCUUUAUUCUGCUCUCCCCGCCUAUUCCACCUUCCUCAGGAUCCACUGAUUUCCCUCUUUCCUAUUCACUCUCUCUCUUUAUUAACAUUUUUUUAAUCACAAUUGUCUAUUUUUGCUCAUUUUAAAUACAUUUUUAAACAUUUUCUAAAUGCUUUUUUAUAUUUUUACAUUUUUUGUUUUUGUGAAGCGCCUCGCGAUUUUUAUCUUGAGAGGCGCUAUAGAAAUGAUUCUUUCUUCUUCUUCUUCUUCUUCCAACUGUUAGUUUUUCCUGGAAUCGUUCAAAGUAUUUUUUUUUUCGAUUCCUAGUUUUGAUUCCUAGAAUGCCGGCGGAAGAGGAAUUCGUGGCCGAUCUCUGUGAAAAAUAAACGUGAUCUGCAAAUUGUAAUCAAGGCUUUUCAGAGCUGAUCACACCAGCUGUCUGUGUGCAGCACCGAGUCCCCCCUCCCCCCACCCGCACGCAGCGGCCAAAUAUAAACAAACGCGUCUGCCGAACUUUUACUCUGUAAUGUAAACUUUACCUCCUGCAGCGUAGAGGAAACUUGUUAAAUACGUCAACACGGUGGAUUUAAUAGAAGCUUUAAAGAACAAACUCUAGACGGUGUGAGGUGAGUUUGUCUCACUGCAGAAAUAAAAACACACACGGAGCGUCAGCAAUCAGACGCAGCCAGCUACAUUUAAUUCAAUUCAAUUCCAUUCAAAAAUACUUUAUAAAUCCCAGAGGGAAAUUGAUUGCUGUAGUAGCUCAGAAUAAUAAUAACAAUAAUCAAGUCAUCAAAGAGUUGAUGGGUGUGUCCGAAUCCAUGGGAAGGAUGCUUAUGAGUAUGGGUCCUCGCCGGUCUAGCAAGGCCGGGUCCUUGCUAGACCGCUAAGACCGGAACCCAGCGGCUCUGAAUUCGGACAGUCUAGCCUUCACCUCUACGGUGGCCCGUAGGUCCCGUCACAGCCGUGGCGGCAGCUACACGCAAAGGAAAAAUGCUAAAGCUAGCGAAAAUCGAGCAGGAAUAUUAAGGAGCUACAGCAGCUUCACGUCCAUCAGCAGCGUUUGUUCACAACCGUUUUCAGGUCAGCAUGCACUGUGCUGCACAUCUGCCUCUGUGCUGGUGAAGUUGUGUGUCUGGAGGAUGAGCCUGAGGAAGAUGUGUGUGGAGGAGGUCAGUGGUGCUCUCUCCUGCAGGAGGUACCAGCAGACCACCACUAUUGUUAACAGGCAAGUCAUUUAUGGAAGAACCUCUAUUAAAAACAACACUGUGGUUUUAUUUGCUGAAGAGUCACAAUUGUUAUACCGGUGGAUCCAUAAACCAUCUCCUCUCAUAUUUCUGAAUACAUCUUAGAGAUGUAACAGCCGUCGUCUGAGCCAGCCCAGCAGUCCCUGUAGAUGGACGAUGGAGUGGACAGUGAGAGGAAGUGUCCCAAAGCUCUCUCUGCAGACCGAUGAUGUUCCUCUUGCCAGAAAAGUCCAGCCACGGGUCUGCUCCAGCCCUCCAUCCACGUCUGGAUCCUCCUGCAGCAGAUCCAGCUGCACUGUUAAAGACUUCCUGCUCACUCAGUUUAAAUAAAUGAUCCAGGAAGAGUCACUCAGGUUAAUCCUGCUUUAACCGUGCAUAACUGGUCCAUACUGGUUUUGAUCUGUAAAUAAGUGUAACGUAUUAUAAAUAAUCUUGUCUCCUUACCAUCUUUUCAUUUUCUGUUCAUGUAACAUGUUCAAAAGCAUCUGUAAUAAUAAAACUGGUUAUAAAAUCAAUGAUCAGAGUUAUCAGUUAGUAUUUGUUUUAAUAAAUGUGUUCAAAUAUCAAACAAACAGCUAAUUAACAUUAACAUGAUGACAAUAGAAGGCCUCUCUCCCAGGAUGACAAAAAGGUAAAGCCUCUCCUGACCCUGGACACCUGCAGUCCUACAGAGAAAAUCAGAGACCACAGGUGACAAAAAUGCAAUAAACACAUUUUUACAUUUAUCCACAUGAGAAGAUAAAAAUUAUAUUUUUCACACAAACUAUUUUUACUUUAUUAUAACGUGUCAGCUGUGUAAAUCCCUGAAUGUAAAACUACUUUUCACAGCAGAACUACUGUGGUUGUGUGUGUAAACAGCUUCACUCUUCACCUCUAAGCUUAAUAAAAAUGCUUCUUUGCUCCGUCGUCCUUAAAACAAAUGACAAGUUUAAUUCGCCACACACACACACACCAAAAGGAAUAACUGGGACCUGUGAAACAAACUCAUUUUUGCUGAUUUCUGCCUAAAAUGUAAUUUAAAAAAACAAAUAUACAAACGAAAAAUGUCUAUAAACAGAACCACUUUCAGCUUAGUUUUCUACCGCUAUUUUUUUUAACAAAGCCUGCUGGGAUCAAGCUAGUUUACGGUGGGUUUUUACUAUUACACAUUCAAGCUAGUUUUCGGUGGGGCAUGUUUUAGCCUUAAAUUACAUGAAAAAAACAAUUUGCAGUAUUAGAUCUUAUAUAAAAAACAAACCAAAAAUGCCCAAACACGUAUUUUAUUUUUUUGACCGCUAUUUCUUUUAAAAACUUACAUUUUAAGCUGUACUGCUCUCCCACUCCGUCCGCCAUUGUUGUGAGUGUCGAGUCCAGCAACCGGCGCGCAACGCAUGCUGGGAUACCCUUGCUCCUGUGAGGAUCCAUCAGACCCAUCCUCGAAAUGUGGGUGGAGCGAGGACGCAUUUGAGGACGCGAGAAUGAGUAUUCUUGGAAUUCGGACAGUACUCGUCGCUGCGCUGUGACGUCAUGGACCUCAAAAUGCGCUCUUACAAGCAUCCUUCCUCUGGAUUCGGACACACCCAUUGUAUAUUACAAUGGCUGUUGGCCAGUUUCACUUCCUGUUCUGACUGAAGGCUGCUGCAGCAUGGAGGUGUGGUUCUCAGUCAUCCUGGACAUGAUCAUCCUGAGAGUUUUAGCUGAAAACAGCUGGACGUUUCUGGAUAUGUUGGAGUCAUUUAGCCUCUCAUCCCAGAGGCUUCUUCCAGACUUUGGUUGUGGUCAGAAACAAACACACUAGGACCCGUGGUUAGCUGGCUCAUUUAAAACAUGGAAUGUCUUGAAAGAAUCGGAAUCGGGAAUCGAUAGGAACCGGAAUCGAAACGAGGAAUUGGAAUCAGAAUCGUUCAAAAUAAAAUGAUGCCCAACCCUACAGUAGACACCCACUCAUGCUCCCCAUACACACUCUAUGCACUCUGGUCCCGGUACCACUAAACAAAGCGUGCAACCAUCACUGGUUCCCAGAGUUAGCCCCUUUCUGCUGGGGUGAUGAUGAGCAGGCUCCCCUGCUCAACGCUGAGCAAAGUAACCCAUGUUGAAUUUUCCUACAAUAAAUUCAGUCUAAAAAAAUCCCUAAUAUUGUCUGGCUGAAUGUAUUGUGAUAUAUCGUACCGUCUUCCCUGUAUCGUGAUACAUAUCGUAUCCUCAUAAUUUCACCAGUACACCUCCCUAUAUUUACCAGGAAUGUGAGUCAAAAAAAAAACAAAAAACAAUAACUUCAAGGAUAUGUUGGCCAGCACUUCAUGGGAUAAGUUAUAUGAAGAGGACAAUGCUGUUCAUAGAAGUCUUUAUUGUUUUGAUGAAUGUGUCCCUUUGUUUUUAUCUAUCAAGCAGUUUAAUCAAGCAUUUUUUAGGCCAUGGUGCACAACUGACCUGAGGAAGCUGCUUUAAAAACAACAUAUGUC